Messenger RNA from Moneuplotes crassus, 3175 nucleotides. The record is from the annotation of a GenBank genome assembly. Lineage: Eukaryota; Ciliophora; Spirotrichea; Euplotida; Euplotidae.
UCCAACUUCAGACGGAGUUUAUACAGAAGUGAGGGAUAUUACAGAGGCUAGAAUGAAUCUAGAACACUAUAUUGCUGAAUAUAAUGAAGUAAACAAGAAGGGAAAACUCAAUAUCAUCCUAUUCAACAAACUGGUGGAAUACUGCAUCAAAAUUGCCAGAAUAAUAAAGCUUCCAUAUGGGAAUGGGAUAUUUGUAGCAAAUGCUGGACUUGGUCUUCCAGAAAUCGAUAGAUUAGCUGUUUUCCUCUGAAAUUAUGAUCUGUUUGAAGUCAAGCUCACUCCGAAUUAUACUAUUGAAGAUUGGCACAACGACUUGAAGAUUCUGAUGAACCGAACAGGCAUUGAGGAGAAAAAUACAGUUUUUAUACUGAACUACUCUCAAAUUCUCAAAGAAGACUUCUUGUAUGACCUCGACUCCUUAAUCAACAACGGAGAGAUCCAUGGAAUUUAUAAUAAAGAGGAACAUGAAAACAUUGUGUCAAUGGCUAAGUCGAAAAUCAUUUCUGAUGAAUUGAAGACUCAAAUAAGUGCAUCUUUUGUUCUUUCAGAAUUCUACCAAAAAGUUAAGGAAAACCUUCACAUAAUCUUCGAAAUGAGUCCUACAGGAUCAAACUUAAGAGAAAGGAUCAGGAAGAACAAAGGGAUCAUAAACUGCUCGAAUGUAAUGUGGUUUGAGGAAUGGCCGAAUGCUGGAUAUAAAGCAGUUGCUGAAUAUCACUUCAAAAACUUUCCAAUGUCUGGAUUCAAGGAAGCAAUUAUAGAUAUAAUGAUAACAAUGCAUCAUGAUGCUUCCUUCCUUGCUAAAAUUCCAAAUAUCUUCCCUGAUUUUGUGGAUAAUUACAUGGAAGCUUCCACAGAGAUAAAGUCCAAACUUACCGAAGUGCAGGAAAAGUACGAAAGGGGGCUUGAAAAGAUAAAGAUUGCUAAAGAGUCAGUAGAGAAGUACCAAACUGACCUAGAUGUCAAAAAUCCUAUUUUGAAAGAGAAGAAAAAGGAGAUCGCAGAAAUUUUAGAGGUUUAUAGAGAGCAAGCUGACUACCUUGAAAACCGUAGGAGUUAUUUGAAGCAAGAAGAGAAAGAACUGUUACUAGAAGCCAGCGAAGCUGAAGCCCUCGAGAAGGAAUGCAGAGAGUCGCUUGAUAAAGCAAUUCCUGACAUGGAAGAAGCUAUUGAAGCACUGAAACAGCUGUCUAAGUUAGAACUUAGUGAGCUUAAGACUAUGAGAAAACCUCCUAAAGCUAUUACUUUGUUAAUGACAGCUGUCUGUAUUGUGAUAAACGAAGGCCCAACUAGAGUGAAAAGCAAGGAUGGUCAGCACUAUAUUGAUGAUUAUUGGCCAACAGCAACUGGUAAAAGAGUACUAGGAAAUCCGAAAUUAUUAGAUAUCCUUACCUCAUAUGGACAAAUGGAGGACCAACUCGACCCAGAUUCAAUGGCUAAAGCAGAAGAAGUUCUUCAAAAUCCUGACUUCGAUUACAAAAAUAUUGCAAGAGCAUGAGUUGCUGGAAAGGGUCUCUACACUUGGGUUAUGGCUCUCAGAAAAUUCUACUACAUUUCAGAAGAAAUUAAGCCUAAAAAGGAAGCUUAUAUCAUGGCUCAAAAGCAACAUAGGCUCAAGAAUGAACAAAUGCAAAAGAAGAAAGAAGAGCUACAAGAACUUGAAGAAAACCUUCUUAAUUACAAGAACCAACUUGAAGAUAAAGAGGAUGAAGUUAGAGAACUCGAGAAUGGAAUAAAAUCCUCAAGAGUCAGGAAAGAAAGAGCCCUUGAACUGUUUGAAGGUCUGAGUGGAGAAGAGCAAAAAUGGGUCUAUUUCAAUAGAAUCCUCGCAAAACAAUUUUUCUCAGUACAAGCUGAUGUGCUACUUGGUGCAGGAAUAAUGACAUACCUUAGAAUAUUUGCACAAAAACAAAGAGAUAAGAUGGAAGAGAAAUGGAAAGAACUUAUUAGAAGAUAUAACCUAAAACUUGCUGAUGAUUUCAGGUUUAACUCUGUCUUUGGUGAUCAGAUCACUAUCAGGCAAUGGAUAAAUAAUGGCUUACCACCCGAUAGUUUUUCGAUUCAGAAUGCAAUCAUUCUCGAAAGAUCCAGUAAAUAUUGUAUCAACAUUGAUCCACAGUACCAAGCUCACAAAUGGAUUAUAAAACAGGAAUCUACUAGAGGGCAAGAUGAAUACAAAAUUAAGGUGCUUAACUACAACGAUGGUCAACUUAUCAAGCAACUAGAGUUAGCCCUCAAGCUUGGAAUGCCAUGACUGGUUGAGAAUAUUGGAAAUAAACUAGACCUAAUCCUUCAUCCAAUAUGUAAGAAAGAAUAUAUAACAGAAGGAAAUACAAAUAGUGUUUAUCUGAACGGGCACUUAAUAGAGGUAGACGAGAGUUUUAAGCUUUAUCUAACCUCAGAACUUCGGAAUCCUGAUUUCCCUCCUUACAUCCAGCUUAUGGUCUCUCUGAUUAACUUUGAUGUCACCUUAGAAGGACUUGAAUCUCAAAUGCUCUCUAUUGUGGUUUCAAAAGAGAAAGCGAAGCUAGAAGAAGAUAGAAUACAGCAAUCAAAAGAAGCAGUUCAACUUAUCAAAGAGCUCAAGGAAGUUAACCAGCAGAUUCUUGAUUCCCUCAGUGGAACGGUUGAAGAAAUGCUUGAAGACCAGAAUAUGAUAGACACUCUACAAAAUUCUAGAGAGAAAGCUGAAAUUGUGGCAAAUAAUCUUGAAAAGGUCAAUAAAACGACCCAAAAAAUUGAAAAAGCAAAAGCUUUCUACAACCCUGCUGCUUACCGUGCUGCUAUCAUGUAUUUCUUAGUCAACGAUCUGCAAAAGAUUGAGUACAUUUACCAAUUUUCUCUGAAAUGGUUUAUUAGUAUUUUUGAAGAAGAGCUUGGACCAGAUCGAGACACUAGUUCAAUCAGUGAUCAGGACAGACUUCUUGACAUCACGAGGAACUUCACUAGGAAAUUAUUCUACAAAGUGUCACAAUCGAUCUUUGAGAAGGAUAAGCUCCUAUUCACAUUUAUGCUUGCUUUCAGAAUCCUAGAAGGUGAGAAACUCCUGUACAUGCCUUUGUAUGAAUUCUUUGUCAAAGGACCUCAAGCGGUCAUUGAGAUUAAGCAGAACCAAGGUGACGAGGAAGAUGAGAAUAAUAUUGAUUAAUGGUAUUUAUAAUAUUCAGUUUCAGAA